AUGGCUACGUCUAUCCUUGGGGAAGAGCCACGCUUUGGAACCACGCCCUUGGCCAUGCUGGCCGCCACCUGCAACAAGAUCGGGAACACCAGCCCGCUCACCACCUUGCCCGAGUCCAGCGCCUUCGCCAAGGGCAGCUUCCACCCCUGGAAACGCUCCACCUCCAGCUGCAAUCUGGGCUCCAGCCUGUCCGGCUUCACCGUGGCCACCAGCCGCGGCUCCAGCGGGCUGGCCAGCGGCAGCGGCACAGCCAACUCGGCGGCAGACAGCCUGUAUCCGCGGGUGGGCAUGGCCCACCCGUACGAAUCGUGGUACAAGUCCGGCUUCCAUUCCACGCUGGCGGCGGGCGAGGUGGCUAACGGGGCGGCCUCGUCGUGGUGGGACGUGCAUACCAACCCGAGUUCGUGGCUGGAGGUGCAGAACCCGGCCGGAGGCUUGCAAAGCUCGCUGCACUCGGGCGCCCCCCAGGCCUCCCUCCACUCCCAGUUGGGCACCUAUAACCCGGCCGACUUCAGCUCCCUCACACAUUCGGCCUUCAGCGCCACCGGCCUGGGCUCCACGGCUGCCUCGCACCUGCUCUCCACCAGCCAGCACCUGCUUACCCAGGAGGGAUUCAAGCCCGUGCUCCCUUCCUAUACGGACUCCAGCGCCGCCGUGGCCGCGGCCAGUGCCAUGAUCUCAGGAGCUGCGGCGGCCGCCGCAGCUGGAGGAGGUUCGGCGCGCCCGGCCGGGCGCUAUUCAGGCCGGGCCACUUGCGACUGCCCGAACUGCCAGGAGGCCGAGCGUCUGGGGCCGGCGGGCGCGAGCUUGAGGCGCAAAGGGCUGCACAGUUGCCACAUCCCCGGCUGCGGGAAGGUCUACGGCAAGACGUCGCACCUCAAGGCGCACCUGCGCUGGCACACGGGCGAGCGGCCCUUCGUGUGCAACUGGCUCUUCUGCGGCAAGCGUUUCACGCGCUCCGACGAGCUCCAGCGGCACCUGCGGACUCACACCGGCGAGAAGCGCUUUGCCUGCCCGGUCUGCAACAAGCGCUUCAUGCGCAGCGACCACCUGAGCAAACAUAUUAAAACGCACAACGGGGGAGGCGGGGGCAAAAAGGGCAGCGACAGCGACACGGACGCCAGCAACUUGGAGACGCCCAGAUCCGAGUCUCCAGACCUUAUUCUGCACGAGGCGCGAGGCAAGGACUCCACAACAGGGCCUAAUGACUCUUAA
This is a messenger RNA of Python bivittatus (Burmese python), 1215 nucleotides long. Lineage: Eukaryota; Metazoa; Chordata; Lepidosauria; Squamata; Pythonidae. The record is from RefSeq and is a predicted model, not a curated record.